Carassius auratus (goldfish) is the source of this 1022-nucleotide messenger RNA. RefSeq names its product G2/M phase-specific E3 ubiquitin-protein ligase-like. The record is from RefSeq and is a predicted model, not a curated record. Gene Ontology annotation, molecular function: ubiquitin-protein transferase activity. The transcript has 8 exons. Bases 28 to 936 code for a protein of 302 amino acids. Lineage: Eukaryota; Metazoa; Chordata; Actinopteri; Cypriniformes; Cyprinidae.
AAAGCUCAGUGUACAACCUGGAAGAAAAUGGUUCCGCUUCAGAUUCUUCCAGGACACAUAAAGGAAUGCAAAAAACAACUUGUAGAUUUGUGCGAUUCUGCUGAAGAAGAAAGCUGCAAGGAAGAAGAUGAAGAUGAAUGCUCAGCUGCCCUUUGCUAUGAGAAAAGCAAGACAGCUGAGUGUCCUGUGUGCGGAAAUGCAUUUCAUCCUGAAAUCAUUGAGUUCCAUGCAGCCAGUUGCGGAUUACGAACUUCAGAUGAUGAUGGCCAUGAGUCAAGUGAUCCAAUCAGUACCUUUCAAAGUUCUGAGGAUAUCUUGAAUUGGAUCGGUUCUCAAGUUGAUGAGACAAACACAUUUUCCAUCUGUGUGUCGCGAACUGAUCUCUACAACAGAGGCAUGCAACAGUGGCAACGGCAGAAGAAGACCUCACCCAAAUGUAGACUUAAGGUCACAUUCUUUGCCGAGGCAGGCAUUGAUACUGGUGCCCUUACCAAAGAAUUCCUCACAGAAAUGCUGGUAGAAAUAGAAAAAAGACACUUUGUUGAAGGUCCAGAUAAGAAAGGGAAGAAUCCCGUUUACUGCCUUAACAGUUUGGACUGUAAUUACUUCAGGACUGCAGGAGAAGUCAUGGCAGCUAGUCUGGCACAAGGCGGACCUUGCCCUAACUUCCUGCGUGAAUGGUGCUUCAGUUAUCUCUGCUCUGGUGACUCUGACAGCAUUCAAGUGUCUGCCAGUGAUGUCACAGAUUUGGAACUGUCACAGCUAAUUGUAAAGAUAAACACCGCCAAUGAUGACAACAUCAGCGACCUGAUUGGUGACAUUGUGACCUGCGGAUACACUGGAAUCGUGUCUGUGGAUAAAAGGGACAGCAUAAUAAGGUAUAUUAACAUUUUUGGUUUUCAUUAUGGCAAGGGAGUAUUGUACAACAAUUUGUGACUUGAUUUGGAUUUUUUUCUUGCAAAGCUAUGUUGUGAAACCACUUUUAAAUGUCACCAAAUUAUAAUUUAACAAUUAUAUAUUUU